Molecule: messenger RNA, 1867 nt
Organism: Lactuca saligna
Lineage: Eukaryota; Viridiplantae; Streptophyta; Magnoliopsida; Asterales; Asteraceae
Source: the annotation of a GenBank genome assembly
CUAUAAAAUGGGCACUUCAUUCGACCUUGCAAAAUAUGCAAAUUCGAUAACAAACAAAUAUGGAAACUCAACAACUCUGCAAAGGGUGCUACAAUUACGUGACAGUAGCACCUGGGAGACGUUGUCCCAUCUGCUAUACAAUCACCAAGCCCAACAAAAGAACUAGUCAUCGUAUUGUCCCUGGGAUGCUCCAGUUUAUCGAUGGCUAUGCCAAUACACGUUCAAACAACAACUACUACAAUAGCGUCCAUGGACAGCUUCCACAACCACCAGCAUAUGGAGGUUAUUACGCUCCACCGGUGUAUGGUUCUGGUACCUACAGCCCACAGCCACCGCCAUUAAUCUACAGUGGAGGUUAUGAUAGCCCUCCACCACAGUCUCCGGCUGUGUAUGGUUACGGUUAUGGCUACCCUGAACCGCAGACGUGGUCUCCUAUGAUGCAUAACAACAACUUCCAACAAUCACCGGAGGUUCAUGAGAAGAAGAAGGCGGUGCUGUGUGGCGUGACCUACAAAGGUCACCCGAAGUCACUAGCUGCCAGUAUAAAUAACGUCAUGAGCAUGCAUCAAUUAUUGGUGAAAUUGGGUUUCCCAAAUGGUUCCAUCCGCAUCCUCACAGAAGAAGAACCAGACCCCACCAGGACCCCAACAAGACGCAACAUAUUGAUGGCAAUGGAGUGGCUCACGAAAGAUUGCUGUUCCGGGGAUUCAUUGGUGUUCUAUUAUGCAGGACAUGGCUCUCAUGUGCCUGAUAACAAUGGAGAUGAAAAAGAUGGGUAUGAUGAAGCUUUAUGUCCUGUUGACUAUAGGCAAUCUGGGAAGAUACUAGAUGAUGAGAUCAAUGCCACCAUUGUAGCGCCGCUACCUCAUGGAGUAAUACUUCACAGUAUCAUGGACACUUGCUUUAGUGGAACUCUUCUUGACCUUCCUUUUCUUUGUGAGAUUGACCGCGGAGGAUUCUAUAAGUGGGACAAACAUCAUCCCUCACAUGCUUCUUCAUAUGGGGGUACUCGCGGUGGAAAAGCAAUAUGUAUUAGUGCCUGUGAUGACCAUCAAAAUUCAGCAGAUACAUCGGCUUUCACAGUUCGUGAUGCUCAACAAAAACAAGGCCUAAAUGCUCCAUUUGCAUCUUCUACAUCACAGGAGCCUCAACUAUCAUGUACCACAAGAUUCGAGAUUUACUCAGAGCCUUUUAUGUUGUAGAGAAUAUAUUCGGUCUAUGAUACUAUUCGGUCUAGCUUGUAGCUGUGUCUCGGUAGCCAUCUCAAGCUAUGCAGUGUACUGGGUACACAAACUCUGAGGUUGAUAAGAAGAAAUAUUACUAUGGUGUAUCCAUCUUGUGGAGGCUUAGUAAUGUACUCAAUAUGCAUAUUAAUUGAAGUGUUUGAAUUUGCUUGAAUGUUGGAAAUACAGUUGCAUGAUGAUAAAACAGAAUCCAAGUCUUUUAUAUUAACUUAUAUUUCUGAAAUUAGUUCAGUCAUGUGAACAAACAUAGAUAUUACAUAUAGGAAAUGGAUUAGGACCAAGAAUAAAAAAUAAUGUGGUUCACUAAAAAAGUUCAACCCAACUGAUACAAGCAUGGAUUUAAAAACCGGACCACACUAGUAGUUUGACCUGUUUCGACAUGUUGAACUGAUAACCGUUCAAGUUACUAUUUUUUUAUCUCAAAAAUUAGUUUGUUAGCAAACAGGGGAAUUGGCUGAUUUGCGAAGAAAAAAAAACAGUUCAACCGGACCAAUCGUUCCUUUCAAAAAACAGAUUUUGAUAAAUAUAUGUAUUAAAAUUUUAAAAACAAAUGCAUAAGCCAAUUUAUAAUAAAAAAGCGAUGCGGCUAAUUGAAUUUUAACUUGUCUAACUAAAUCAUAGCU